Messenger RNA from Aspergillus calidoustus, 1395 nucleotides. NCBI's taxonomy places the organism in Eukaryota, Fungi, Ascomycota, Eurotiomycetes, Eurotiales, Aspergillaceae. The record is from the annotation of a GenBank genome assembly.
AUGACCGCCGACUCCCGCGACGACGCCAUCCGCGAAGCAAAACGCUAUGUCCGCGACGUCGUCCGCAACGACUGGUCCUUUGAGUUUUCCGCAAAACCCGGUGCCCCUCCGCCCACAUACCCAGCGAACCCCGAGCCCACCGACGUGCUGGAAUGGCGCCUCCGCGAAUACGACAGCUCGGGCUCGGAGCUCGAGCCGCAAUUCUCACCUAUUGGAAGCCCCGGUCUAUAUGACGGCGAUGCGUCCUUGGCGGGGCUCUCGAUUUCCUCGGCCGACUCGAGGCGCACGGAGCGGAGGCGCAAGCGGCGCAGGCAGAUGGAGGAGGAGAUGACUUGGAAUGAGGGGUUGAGGACUUGGGUUGAGCGGCGGGAUGCGUGGUCUGGGGCGAGGUCGAGGGAGAAGGUUCGUGAGUGGGAGCUGAGGAGCCGGGGGAGUGUAGAGGCGGUUGGUGGUGGUGGUGGUGGUGGUGGUGAGCUUGCGGGUGCCUCUGCUGGUAUAGCAGCUGGGGAUGCGACGGAUACAGAUGCUCAGAGUAUCCCGGCUUCUGCGACCUUGCGGCCAAUUGCCGUUCCUGCUACGGGGGAGGAGUCGAAUCUCGUGGAGAGAACCGAGACCGCGCUCAACAUUGCCGGCAAGGAUGAGAAUAAUGCAGCUGCACCGUCACAGCAAUUACAACCUGCAUCACCAGGCGACCUCGCCAUUCCGCCAAACGCAAUCCUCCCACGAGCGUCCCCCGUCGACACCGACCCGAUAGACCUCCCGCAACCCCCCUCAGCAUCCUCCGCAAUCCCCGCAACAAGCCCUCCAUCCACCUCCUCCGCCACGACCAGCUCAAUCCCAUCAGCACCAACAGACGCUUUCGAUGACCCCUUAAUUCCCGUCGUCCCCUCCCUAAUCUCAACAUCAAACCCUAUCCGCGCCUCCAUAACCCCCUCCAUGUACCCCUCCAUCUACUCCAAAGUCGUCCUGCAAGGCCUCACCCCGACGGUCCCCAUCAACCUCGCCGACAUGACAAAAGCCAUGGUGCAGGGCUGGAAGGCAGACGGGCAAUGGCCGCCGAAGCCGCAGAAUAUCGUCCUCCCAAAUGCAAACGAUGCUAUCGCCCGGCCGAACCAUGCCUCUGCAACAAAACACCCGGAUACACCUGCCAUCCCACUAACCUCAUCAACAGCCGCUGGAGCCGAUAGAGAGCGCAACCCACCAACCUCACCCGAGUCAAAGCGCAGGUCGGGAAUCGCGAGCACAGUCCGCAAAGUCCUACACUUCUCGGGGUUCCACCCGCAUCCAUUCCAUAGACGGAAUUCGUCGAGCCAGCACCAUUCGCAUCCGGAGGAUCUAAGUCCGGCCGGUGAGGGUGCUGGCACCGGGGCGGCAGGAGAGCAGGCAGAUAAAUAA